AUGGCGAGCGACCUCCAACAGCUGAAAGAGCGCGGCGCCGGUGGUGUAGAGCUUCAUAAUUACUUUGGCUCUCCAAAGGGAUAUCCUCCCACGGACUGGAACAUUUACGGAUAUGGUACCACUAAUUACGUAGACCUAUUCAAAGCUGCCAUGCAAGUCAGUUCAGAGAAUGAUAUGACUUUCGACUAUGCCAUGAACAACAAUGGAGCUGUUCCAGCUGAAUGGGAUAAUCCAGGACUUUCCUGGGCUUUGAAGUCAAGUAGCGUUACCAUCAAUGGCACUUUUACUGGAAAGAUACCAGGGUGGGGACAGUCAGACUUCCUUGCUGCUCAUACUUAUGCGAUUACUAGAGUCGAAACAGUAAAUACGCGCAUCACCACACCAUUUGGCCGAUACGGAAGUUAUACGAGGUCUACCAUCUCCAAUGACUCCCUUACAGAAGUCACAGAUCUAGUUGCGACAGACGGUACUAUAGACGUCAGUCCGGUCCCUGUAGCUGGAGCUGAGUCUUAUGUACUACAAGCGUGGUAUAUGUAUCAGCCCUUGGGCCGUGAGAUCAUCGCCAACAGCCACCCAUCGACUUUUCUCGGGAAUGGAAGCCUGUAUGCCGAUCAUUUCUCAGCGACUGGCGCAAAGGUCAUCACCGACUUUUUGGAAGAAUAUAUCUUCAUCGACGGUGCCAAGGAGCUGAUUCAGCAAGUAGGCCAUUAUUUAUGGGAAGACAGCGUCGAGAUUCCCGCACCCGUUUACUGGACGCCGGGCUUGGAGAAACAGUUCAAAGCACAGCACGGUUAUUCAAUUGUUCCCUUUCUUCCUCUAAUUCAAUCUAUUGGUGGAUAUCAGGCAAGCGCGCCAGGUCCGAGAAUAGUGGUUGAUGCUGCAGCGUUCAACAAGGGAGUCGUGGGUGACUUCUUGUCAACGCUGAAUGUCGGCCUCGGAAAUUAUUACAAUCAUCUGGUGAACUUUACCAACUCUCUUGGGCUCAAGUUUUCGGGUCAGAUUGGGUACAAUCUCCCCGUGGAUAUGUUGCGGGCAGUCCCCGUUGCUGACGUCCCCGAAACUGAAACUCUAUCUUUUGGCAACAACAUUGACGGUUUCCUCCAAUACUCGGGACCAGCCGACUUAGCCCGCAAACAAAUCAUCUCCAUCGAGUUAGGCGCUGACUACAAACUGUCAUUCUCGCAAACGUGGAGCAGACUAUUGCUUGACGCAACACGAGCCUUCAUUGGUGGCGUGAACCAGGUCAUUAUCCACGGUGCGACAUACUCGCAUAACUUCACUCAAACGACCUGGCCAGGCUAUACUACCCAUGGAUACGAUUAUCCUGAGCAUUCAAGACAUCAACCUAGUUGGGACGUCGGAUGCCCUGAAGCCUUAGCCUAUCUCGGCAGAGUUCAGUGGGUGCUACAGAGUGGGACGCCGAAGGUGGACGUGGUCUUUUGGGACAGACAAUCUCCACAAAGCGCAUUUCCGUUUGCGUUGUACCAACCAUCGGAUCUGCGGGUAGCUGGAUACACCUAUGAGUAUCUUUCCCCGGAUAAUUUCGCUCUCCCAGAAGCCAAUGUGGUCAAUGCCUCACUUGCCCCCACAGUACAGUCGUUCAGGGUCUUGGUCAUCCGUGGAAACAGUACUUUGACGCCCGAAGGCAUUGAAUAUGUGGCUCAUUAUGCCGAGGCAGGCUUGCCCAUCUUUAUCAGCGGAGCUCUGACUUACAGCUAUGACACCGCGAACAUGACAGCCAUCAACAACGCAAACGAGACGCUCAAAUCCCUUAUCGGUGCAUACAAUGUUCACCAGGUUCCGUACGAAGACCUAGCUUCGUCGAUCGCUUCAUUAGGCAUUGUUCCACGGUCGCGCAUUGAUACCAAUGGGACGUGGUAUACUAGAUGGCGAGAGCUAUCCAACGGCGAUGUCUACAUCUUUGUCUACAACGAAGGUGAUUAUAGCACAGGGACCAUUACUAUUGAGGCUUCAGGAUCGGCCUAUCUUUUGAAUGCCUGGACUGGCGGCGAGUCUCGCAUCGGGCAAUAUACUCGGGAAGGUAACAACAUGACCAUACCGCUAGCUCUGCACAAUCUAGAGACCGCCAUCAUCAAGCUCAACGCCAGCGAGCCACUGGACACAUAUAUCAUCGCCCGUACAGCAUCCAUUCUAGACUUGGACGUCGGUACUGAUUCCGUCAUAAGAACCAAAGUCGCUCAUUCCCAGUUAUCAUCAUCAUUGAUAUUGUCUUCUGGCGAGACUGUGAACCUCAGUGUUCCCGAAAUUGACGCAGCUUAUAGCAUCAAAAACUGGACAUUGGUAGUCGAGCAAUGGCUCGCUCCAGAUAAUUUAUAUGACUUGGACUUAGAUGCCAAGAAAGUGAACCUCACUAUUAACAUUGAGGGCACGGUGCUUUCGUCUUGGAACGACCUCGGAGCGACAAACAUGUCCGGCAUCGGAUACUAUAGCGCAAAUUUUGAAUGGCCCAGUGUCACUGGGCUAGAGUAUGGGGCUUAUCUUUCCCUUCCAGCAGUGGAACAAGGUCUUACCGGUGCCUUGAACGGGAAACCGUUGCCGGCAUUCGACAUCACAAAUCCGCAUCUUGACAUGUCACCAUUUCUUGUUGUUGGAACGAAUUCAUUGACUCUGAGAGUGGCAUCGACGGCAUGGAAUAGCGCUCGGACGUACUGGGACCAGAUCAAGACUGGUGGUAAAGGACCUUCUCAUGGUCUUGAUACGCUUCCUGAUAUGCAAGAUUGUGGGAUUGUCGGCGAGGUCGUAAUCACACCCUAUGUUGUCCUCCAGAUAAAUUAA
Pestalotiopsis fici W106-1 is the source of this 2796-nucleotide messenger RNA. RefSeq lists its product as uncharacterized. Lineage: Eukaryota; Fungi; Ascomycota; Sordariomycetes; Amphisphaeriales; Sporocadaceae. The record is from RefSeq and is a predicted model, not a curated record. The transcript has 4 exons. Bases 1 to 2796 code for a protein of 931 amino acids.